Tribolium madens (black flour beetle) is the source of this 886-nucleotide messenger RNA. RefSeq lists its product as uncharacterized. The coding region runs from base 127 to 819 and encodes 230 amino acids. The record is from RefSeq and is a predicted model, not a curated record. The transcript has 2 exons. Lineage: Eukaryota; Metazoa; Arthropoda; Insecta; Coleoptera; Tenebrionidae.
AAAUGGGAGUGAAUUUUAGAGUAGUCGAGGAGUCUCCGGAUAUCGUAAUUUUGUUUGGUAUAUAAAUAGUAACACUUCAUGGUUUCUCGCAGUUAACAGCCUUCUUUGACAACAGGUGUUAUUACUAUGAAUCCUUUUGCUGUUAUUCUUGCACUUUGCUGUCUAGCACACGCUCGUCCCGGCUUUGAGCAUCAAGGCCACCAUCUUGAAGGAGUCCCAAAUGAGUCACAUUAUGGAAAACUGCACUACCCCAAAUACGACAUUAUCCACUUAGGCAGUGCCAUCAAAGACACUCUACCUCCUGCAGUAGUUGAAAUCACCAAAAAAGUUGUAAUCAAAGAACCCAAACCGUAUCCUGUUAAAGUACCUUUUCCGGUACCCCAUCCUGUCGAAGUCCCCAAACCCUAUCCCGUAGUACACACUAAACUCAUCAAAGUACCUCAUCCAGUCCCUGUAGAAAUAAUUAAGAAGGUUCCUGUCGCUUUUGAAGUUCCCAAGCCUUUCCCAGUACCAGCCGAAGAAUUUAAGGGUCAUCACGGAGGAUCUGAAGGUUCCUUUGGAGGUUCAUUUGCUGGUCAUGAACAAUUUGGGCAUCAACAAUUAAACGAAGUUCACGAAGGGAACCAAGAAGGUGGAGGUCAGGAAGGAGGCUUUGAUGGAGGCUUCCAAGGGGGUGAACACACAGGAGGCUUCUCAGAACAAGACCAAUCGGGGGCUUAUGGUACCCAAGUCCACGCUCAAGCCCAACAAUUUGGGUGGGUACCCAUACAAAUGGUGGCUGGUGAACAGCAGGCGCAGGAACAACAUCAAGGGUCGUAGUAAACCAAAAUUGUAGCUUUAUAUAUUGUUUUCGUUAUUUUGUUUUAAAUAAAUUUAUUUUUCUAAA